UGUAGGGCCUACCCUUCUGUCGAGACCGCAAAGCAAAACAUGGUGCCAUCUUUACCUUAGGGAUAUAGCUUACUAGUUUAAUCUGUUAGCAUCAUUAGACUUUUGAAGAUUGUAGGAAACAUUGCGGAUAUUAUUAAUAGAGGAGAAUUCGAGAGAGAGUUAAUUUUAUAUAUUUCUGGAUAAUAUAAUUCCAUAUGUCACGGGUGACGUUCUACAUGUAUACAAUAACUCAUCUCUUGGCUUGGAUUUUACAAUGAGUUUACAGAAAGGUCAAAGUAUUUCUCAUAACGUAAGUAUCCAUCCACAAACUCCGAGGGCACAAUAUGUCCACCUACGAGGGCAACCACCUCAACAUCUUGGAAGAAGAGAUGAUUAUUUAGGGCAGGUCCCUUAUCCACAACCUCAACAAGGACUUCAUCAGUUCCCACCUGGAGCACUGUCACUAUCAAGUGGUCCUCCUCAUGACAUAGGUAAGCCUGGACCCCUACCACCACAAGGUGGACCAUCACAUGCACUUCCAUAUUUAUCAGGCCUGGGUCCAGGACCUCAUCAACCCCAGGGAGGCAUGCCAUCCCAAUUGACAGCAGAUAACACAGGACCACAAUUACAACAGGGUGGUCUUCAUCAACAUCAUGGGCAAAUCCAAAGACAAGCUCCUUUAGGGUUCUUUGUACCACACCAGUUACAAAAUAUGUCAAGGGCAAGUAUGAACCAGAUAAAUCCUACACCUCCAACUGCCCACAACCCAUCACCACAGUUUCAGCCACAACUGAGUUAUGUGUAUCAGCAGGCCCAGUCUUUACCUGGUAACAUUCUCCAACAAGCUUCUAUGCUUAUGCAUGGAUGUUCCAGGUCUCAACAGUACACUACAGCACCACAGUAUUCAAUGUCUCCAACGCAGCAGACUAUGUAUAUGACACCAGCAAGUCAACCUUACAGCUAUAACCAACAACCCCAACAACAAGUAUAUUAUCCUGUGGGACCUCCAAACAUGGCUGCUGUACCAAGAACAAUGCCUCACAUGGUCCAUAGUGGCAGUGGGACAACAGAAAAAAGAGAGAAGAAGAUCCUUGCUGUCGUUGAUCCAGUAACUGGUCAAGACAUAAUGCCAGAAAUUAUUAGUCAUUCCUGUUUAAAGGAGAGUACUACUCAAACAAAUGUUGUAGCUGCUCAGUUUGCUUCCCAAGUUGCUGCUCUUGUAACUGCUCCGAAAGAAAACACUCCACCUAAGGCAGAAACUGAAAGAUCAGAAAAAACACAGAUGCCAAAAGUGUUACCUCCAGUGAAUUCAAGUAAUGGACUGAAAACUAUACCUGCUGUUAUAGAAAGCAAAACCACACUCACUGAUAUCAACAGCGAGUGUGAUAUACGUGUUCCUGUCCAUUGUCACACUGAAGUUGCUAAUGUAAUUGCUAAUGGUGUCACUGCAGUUAUUCUAGAACCAGAAUCAGUAGUAGUGUUACAUAAAUUAAAUGAGAAUUGUGUACCAGAGACAAAUUUUAGUAGCAUUGUUCAUACUUCAAAAAAUUCCAUUAAAGUGAGCCAAGAACAGCCAAAUGAGAAUAACAGAAUAGCUGAUGAAGUGGAUAAAGAGGUAGUCAAUAUCAGUGAAGUUAUAAAUUCAUGCCCUUCUUUAUUAGAGAAAGAUAAUAUCCAAGUUUCUGUCUCUGUGGAAGAUGACUAUCCUGCUCUUCAAGAGGAACCCACAUCAACUAGUGGACCAACAGAUAUUGAAUCAAAUGAAAAUCAUGUGGAACAACAAGUGAAAAAGGAAGUUGUUGUAGAAGUAAAACAAAUAUCAGAUCUUGAGUUUCAAAAAGAAAGUCUCAAGCACAAUGGUGAAGUGACAAAACAUGACCUUCCUGAAGUAGGAAGAGUUGUUAAAGAAUUCAAAAAGCCACGAGGACAGAAGAGGAUGAAAGAACUUAAUAAGAAAGGUGAAAGCAAAGAAGGGGGAGACAUGGAUGCUUUCUUAGAUAAGGAACAGACUUCAACACCCCUGUCAUUGUCUCCAAAACCAGAUAUAGUUUUAGUUGAAUCCAGUUUUGAACCAUCUGUUAUUCCAAUCAGACCACUACAAGAUGAACUAUCUGAAGAACAACGAUUAGUAUUAGAAAACAACCAGGCCAAUAGAAGAGUUUCACAAGAGGUGCAAGAUGUUGGAGGAGCUAAAGUACAUAGGAGAAAUUUGUUAGAGGAACAAGUUGUGGAAAAGAAUCAAACAAAUUUGAGGGUUUUGCAAGAUCAAGUAACAGAAAAGAAUCUAGUCAAAAUGAGAGUUUCACAAGAGGAAGAAACUCCAGAUACGAAUCAAGCAAACAAGACAUUGCCUUCAAAAGAUCAAGUGAUUGAGAAAAAUCAAACAAGUGAAAGCUUGUUAGAAGAAGAAGAGGAAAUAGUUGAAAAUAUUUCAAUGGUUAAAGAGCUGCAUCUACAGGAAUCUUACAUAACAUUAAAGUAUGAUUAUUCAGCAAACCAGUGGAGUCCAUUGAAUCAAGAAGGUAAAAAGCAGUAUGACCGUGCCUUUCUCCUUCAACUUCAGUCUGAACCAAUGUCACUAAAGAAGCCACAAGGUCUUCCAAAUUUGGAAGUCAUUAAAGAUAAGGCCAAUCUUUCUAAACAAGUUGACAUGAGGAGGACUGUAAAUAUGAAUCAGUUUCGUAAUUACCAUUCAGAUAACCUUUUCCUGCCCCUUUACACGGGUAUCCAGCAAAGAAAUGGUCAAGGUGGAGGUGCAGGAAGGAGACAGAGCCAACACAACCGAGACAAAGGAAAGAAAAUUACAUCUUCAUUUAGUAAGGAUGUUAAACUUCAUGAAUCAGAAAAUGCAUGGAAACCUUCCUACAAAGCUCCAGAACCUGAAUCUCCUGAGGAGAAGAAAACUCGGGAGUUGUACAAGAAAGUGCAAGGGAUCCUAAACAAAUUAACCCCCCAGAAAUUCAAAACACUGGUUAGUCAAGUGAAAGAACUUCCUAUUGACAAUGAAGAACGAUUGAAGGGUGUUAUUAAUCUAGUCUUCAAAAAAGCCAUAGAAGAACCUAGCUUCAGUGUACCUUAUGCAAACAUGUGUAAAACUCUAGCUGUGAUGCAAGUGCCUGCAGCUGAAGGCUCAAAUGAAUGUGUCAAGUUUAGCAAGAUUUUAUUGACUAAAUGUCAGCAUGAAUUUGAAAAAGAUAUUUAUGAUGAAAUUCAAAAGGAGGAAAGACUGAAAGAGAUCGAAGAAGCAGAAUUGGAAGAAAAAAAAGGCUCUCUUACAGGAAGAGCUCGAAGAAGAAGAGAAGAAGGCUAAAAGGCGGUCACUAGGAAAUAUAAGAUUUGUUGGAGAACUCUUCAAGCUUCAGAUGUUGACGACGCAAAUUAUGCACAGUUGCAUAAAAAAACUUCUAUAUCAAGGAGAUGAAGAUUCUAUAGAAUGUUUAUGUCGUCUGUUAACAACAAUUGGCAAAGAACUAGAGAGAGACAAAAGCAAGAUGACAGAAACAUCAAUGGAAGCUUACUUUGUAGCUAUGAAAGAUAUAGUGGAGACACGCAAGACCAGCCCUCGGAUCAGGUUUAUGUUACAAGAUAUUAUUGAUCUUAGGCAG
Limulus polyphemus (Atlantic horseshoe crab) is the source of this 3584-nucleotide messenger RNA. Its product is annotated as eukaryotic translation initiation factor 4 gamma 1-like. NCBI's taxonomy places the organism in Eukaryota, Metazoa, Arthropoda, Merostomata, Xiphosura, Limulidae. The record is from RefSeq and is a predicted model, not a curated record. The coding region runs from base 254 to 3289 and encodes 1011 amino acids. Gene Ontology annotation, cellular component: eukaryotic translation initiation factor 4F complex. The transcript has 18 exons. Gene Ontology annotation, molecular function: translation initiation factor activity; protein binding; mRNA binding.